Molecule: messenger RNA, 1113 nt
Organism: Puntigrus tetrazona (Sumatra barb)
Lineage: Eukaryota; Metazoa; Chordata; Actinopteri; Cypriniformes; Cyprinidae
Gene: ropn1l
Product: rhophilin associated tail protein 1-like
Exons: 6
Coding region: 199-861 (220 amino acids)
Source: RefSeq, a predicted model, not a curated record
AUGCUUACAAACAACCCGUUGCUAUGAAAAACACAGAGACAAGUCGCUGCUGUUAUAUAAGAUGACAAAAUAAUAUUAGGCUAUACCUAGUAAAAAGUGCUGGCCUAUAUAUACAAACGUAUACUAUUCGUUUAUAAUAAGCUAUUCAUGAAGAAGGACUUAACGACAUCACUGUAUUUAAAAUAACCAUUAAACGUGAUGCCUCCUCCUGAGACAAUGUACUGCGCCCAGCAGAUCAACAUCCCUCCAGAGCUCCCUGAUAUUUUGAAGCAGUUCACAAAAGCUGCAAUCAAGACACAGCCACAUGAUGUGCUGCAAUGGGCAACUGACUAUUUUUCAGCAUUAUCAAAAGGUCAGGACCUACCAGUCAAAGAGAGGCUGGAAAUGCCAGUGGCAACUCAGAAAACAGACACAGGACUUACACCAGGUCUUUUAAAGGUCCUUCAUCAACAGUUUGCACAUGAAGAAAUCAUUACAAAAGAGAAACUUUUUCAGAAGUGGAAACACCUGGGCUUGCCUGUUGAACAGCUCGACACAAUCCUUGCUCUUGGCAACUUCAGCGAAAGCAUAAAUUGGAUGCAAUUUUUUGCCUUAGGAUGCGGCGCUUUGGGUGGGACCAUCACAAGCGCUUUGAAACGUGCUUGUGAAAUACUCACAGAGGACCCUGAGGGUGGUGAAGCACAGAUUCCUUUCCACAUAUUUCAGAGCCUCUACACAUACUUGGCCCAUCUGGAUGGAGAAAUUCCUAAAGAACAGAUCGACAGCUUCUUGCAUAUUUUAGAGGAGUAUGCAGAAUGUCAAGGAGGAAUGGUGCAACCUUCAAAUUUUACAAGCCUCUGCAGUGCAGAGAAGCCCGAGUAAAAUCCAGUACAAAUGGUCCUCAAGGUGGUGAUAUCUCAACAUAUUUAAAAACUAUUGUUCCUUGUUACCGUGUCUUGUGUUUGCCAUCUUUAUCCUUAUCUUGUGAUGUGAUUUGAAAAUGUAACCCAAAUAAAUCCUUGAAUCUCCAAUCUAGGUUGUCCGGAACAGUGCUGAGAAAGUGAAAGACAAAACAAGGCUUAUGGAAUAUUAGGUGCUUAUGUGAGCAUAAUAAACUUUCAGUUUUGAUUGUGA